Messenger RNA from Haliotis rubra (blacklip abalone), 1230 nucleotides. Its product is annotated as caffeoyl-CoA O-methyltransferase-like. The transcript is spliced from 6 exons. The record is from RefSeq and is a predicted model, not a curated record. Gene Ontology annotation, molecular function: S-adenosylmethionine-dependent methyltransferase activity; O-methyltransferase activity. NCBI's taxonomy places the organism in Eukaryota, Metazoa, Mollusca, Gastropoda, Lepetellida, Haliotidae. The coding region runs from base 304 to 1122 and encodes 272 amino acids.
CGCACAAGCAGUGAGAUAAGCUUCCAGGAGUUACCUCCCUGUAAUUGAUAUUUUCUUUUUAUCUGCCCUUGAUGCUGUGUUAAGUGUCUCCACGCGCUGACACGCAUUGCGCAACAUCCAGAUUCAGUACCCAAAAUUCAGGUGAACUAGAACGCUGAUUAUUUAACAUUUACAUUAGUUUUAACACCCUCUACCUCACGCACACGACACGCCGAUUGUCUCAAUAUACCGACUCAACAGCGCUGUCGGAUUGUCUCAACUCUUCCGGGUCAGGAUUCCGGGGGCAGGUCGAAGGUUUGAACAAUGACCUCGCCAAGCUCUUCGAAGGUCAUCAACACAGCCCGAGUGAUGGACCCGGCGAGCAACUUGCUGGACGAGCUAUAUACAAGGGCAGAUAACCCCGACACGCCCUCAGACGUGAGGGCAACGGUAGGCAAAGCGCUGGAACUGGUGGAGACCCGGGAAGAAUAUAGUCGAAAGAUGACGUAUCCCGAUACGCCAGGUGCCCGGAUGAUCUGCGAGAAGACCUACGCCAUGCCGUGGAAACAGCUCUACCAAGACAGCAAGGUCGGGACACAGUACAGUGCACGUUGGAUGAGCGGUAUUGGAGAAGGGCAGAUACUUCAGUUCUUGAUCCGGAUGCAAAAAGCUAAACGAGUUCUGGAGAUCGGGAUGUUUACAGGAUAUGUUGCAAUGUCGAUGGCGGAAGCACUUCCGGAAGAUGGCGCCGUUGUCACGUGCGAGUACGAACCGUAUCUCGUUGAGACUGCCAGAAAGUGGUUCGACGAGACGCCAUUCGGGAAGAGGAUUGACAUCCGUCAAGGUCCGGCGCUGGACUCGCUUGACAAGCUUGCCACGGAGGGUCAGACAUUCGACGUCGUGUAUCUGGACGCCGACAAGCAAACCUACACGGCGUACUUCAAGAAACUGCUUGACCUUGGCCUUCUGGCUGAGGGUGGGACGUUGGUGGUGGACAACAGCUUGUUUCACGGCUCUCCGUACACUCAGCCCGGCUCGAUGGUGGAUCUGUUCAACAAGGCGGUGAUGGACGACGACAGGGUGGAACAGAUUCUGAUGCCUAUCUUUGACGGCGUAUCAUUAAUCAGGAGGAAAGGGGAAUAACUCGUGUACGAAGAAAACAUAACUCUGCCUACUCAAGAAGUGUCUCGCCUUAUAUGUUAAGUCUCUGUGUUGUAAAGGAAAUGUGGUAAAUAAAUAAAUAUAAACCGC